This is a messenger RNA of Pterocles gutturalis (yellow-throated sandgrouse), 1373 nucleotides long. RefSeq names its product Ras-related GTP binding C (gene RRAGC). The record is from RefSeq and is a predicted model, not a curated record. Gene Ontology annotation, cellular component: Gtr1-Gtr2 GTPase complex; lysosome; nucleus. The coding region runs from base 12 to 959 and encodes 315 amino acids. The transcript is spliced from 6 exons. Gene Ontology annotation, molecular function: GTPase activity; GTP binding. Gene Ontology annotation, biological process: regulation of autophagy; cellular response to starvation; positive regulation of TOR signaling. Lineage: Eukaryota; Metazoa; Chordata; Aves; Pterocliformes; Pteroclidae.
UGUUUCACAAAAUGUCUCCCAAUGAGACUCUGUUCUUGGAAAGUACCAACAAGAUCUACAAAGAUGAUAUUUCCAACAGUUCAUUUGUGAAUUUCCAAAUAUGGGAUUUUCCCGGACAGAUGGACUUUUUUGAUCCAACAUUUGAUUAUGAGAUGAUCUUCAGAGGAACAGGUGCUCUAAUAUAUGUUAUUGAUGCCCAGGAUGACUACAUGGAAGCUUUAACAAGACUCCACAUUACAGUUUCAAAAGCCUACAAGGUCAACCCGGAAAUGAACUUUGAAGUUUUUAUUCAUAAAGUUGACGGUUUAUCAGAUGACCAUAAAAUAGAAACUCAGAGGGAUAUUCAUCAGAGGGCUAAUGAUGACCUUACAGAUGCUGGGCUUGAAAAACUUCACCUUAGCUUUUAUUUGACCAGUAUCUAUGACCAUUCAAUAUUUGAAGCCUUCAGUAAAGUGGUACAGAAGCUUAUUCCCCAACUGCCAACACUGGAGAAUCUACUAAAUAUCUUUAUAUCAAAUUCAGGCAUUGAAAAAGCUUUUCUCUUCGAUGUAGUCAGCAAAAUCUACAUCGCAACAGACAGUUCCCCUGUGGACAUGCAGUCAUAUGAGUUGUGCUGUGACAUGAUUGAUGUAGUGAUAGAUGUUUCCUGUAUAUAUGGGUUAAAGGAAGAUGGCACUGGAAGUGCUUAUGAUAAAGAGUCAAUGGCAAUUAUCAAGCUCAAUAACACAACAGUCCUGUACUUAAAGGAAGUAACGAAGUUUCUGGCAUUAGUUUGCAUUCUUAGAGAAGAGAGUUUUGAGCGCAAAGGUCUGAUAGACUACAAUUUUCAUUGCUUCCGCAAAGCCAUUCAUGAAGUCUUUGAAGUAGGUGUUGCCUCCCACAGAAUCUGCAACCAUCAAUCAAGCGCCUCAAAUAUGAAAGCAGUGACUCACAAUGGCACACCUAGGAAUGCGGUCUAGAGGAAAACUAAAGACGUUGGAUAGACUUGUCAGCUCUCCACUCCAAAGUUUUGUGGAACAAGAGAAGAGUAGUCUGAAAGCCUGAAGCAUGUUUCAUGGGAGAAGAGUGGUGCUAACUGUGAAACAGCAGCUUGUAACUCAUGUUGGACAACUGAAACUACUGUAAAAAUACUUGGAGGCCAGUGAAGUUAGAUGCUGGUUUGAAACCAGCUUCAUUGCAAGUGCAGUGGUUUUUCAGUUUGGAGUCGUAUUUUAACAGUCUGUCUCUGACUGAUUGCCCGGUCAAAAUUUACAGAUGAUUGAGUUGAGUUUUGCAUGAAACACUGAAAAGUCACUUGUUCAACUUUUUUUUUUUUUUUAAUUAAUCUGUAGAAUAUCCACUUUUGCUUAAGUUUAGCCUUUUGUCAUGCAAAA